AUGCAUAUUCCCUUCUAUGCUGCUUGCCGGUCGAUGACUGCCCCCAAAGGAGGGUAUAUCCUCGUCAUUUCAAGUCAAGCGAAAGGUCCUGAUACUCAAGUCACGGUUCUCUCGAAUAGACCAACCGAAGGGUUUGAUCGAGAAGUCCAAGUCGCAAUCUGGCGAAAAUUUCCCUAUCGCAUGAAUGUCCGCGCCGCUUCGCGAUUGAACACUUCCUCGGAGAUUCACAUCGGCAAGCGUCGUAUGAGGCAUCCAGAAUUCAUGUAUAUUCAGCUCGAUGAGUCCAAAAAGCGGCAUGAAAGGUUUUGCAACGCCCUACUGAAACAAGAUCAUCACCGCCGUGUUGUAUCGAGAGCCAUGUACGUGGAUGAACUAGCCCGACAAGGAGACGCACCUGAGGUCACUCAGUUUGGCGAUGUUCAAGGCACAUGGGGCUGUGACAUCUUGAAAUGA
Penicillium manginii is the source of this 453-nucleotide messenger RNA. RefSeq lists its product as uncharacterized. The coding region runs from base 1 to 453 and encodes 150 amino acids. The record is from RefSeq and is a predicted model, not a curated record. The transcript has a single exon. Lineage: Eukaryota; Fungi; Ascomycota; Eurotiomycetes; Eurotiales; Aspergillaceae.